AUGUCAGCAUAAUUUAUACGGUAUAUUGUUGUUGAAUAUAUACAUCGUUAUAGCCGAGACAGCACUUAUCGUACGCAGGAGACUUGAUAGUUUCCAGGAUAUGUCACGACGUCCAUGUAACUUCGAAUUUUCUAGAAUCGCUUAUAUACGAGCUCUGUUGAUCUAAACUUGUCAGUUAGAACUGUGUGCGUACAGCUCGGAUCCGUUAAGUACAGUAACGUAUCUGUUGAUCUCAAAAAAAAAUUUUUAAAAUCGUGAUCUCUCGGUCAAAUCCGUCAUCAAUAAUAAAAACUUGAGGAACUUUGUCGGGUGCGAGUAUGUUGUAUCGAUGUUAAUGAUUACAAAGAGUUGCGACAUAAAAACGAUGUCUGAGUGUAUAAAGUUAGUGCAAAUAAAAAAGAAAUAAAAACGAUAUACCCAGAAAUUAUUAAAUUUGUAGAAUUUUACACGCGUAUACCUUUCGUAAAAAAAUAAUUAAUAUAUGUGCAUUAAUUAACAUACGCAAUAACUAACACGCGCAAUAAAUAACAUACAAACUACAGGUCUCGUGUUGCUUCUUAAUCAAUACGGCGUUUAUAUAUUUUCGGAGACACGUAUAGAAAAAUAUGUCGUUUCCUUAUUUGGUACUCAAACGAAAGUAGACCCGAUCCUACCUUUAGCACCUAUUAAAAUUCAAAUUCGAUUGGAUACGAUGUCCUCUUCGAAAAUUCUGUUUGCAAAACGUGUUCUCACGCAUCUCUACGAGAUCGGUCGAUUACGUUACAUUAUAUUUGAAUCCCGUGGAACAGGUAUACGACCUCGCAAGGGGCGGUCUUUGACCGCGCUUUUUUUUCGUUCACUCUUCAUGGAUGAGUCGCGUCUGUGCCGGUUUCUCGCGCGGCUCAACAUACGAAUUUCUUCAUGCUUGCCGGAAUCACCGAAAAAUUUGCGGUGCAUUCAUCCGAGAGUGUAAGAUAUAGUCCAUUGAUUCGCGAUUAUCUAAGCGUGCCGGUGGAAAUUCGUUGAAAAACGCAUAUUCGCGCGCGUCAGUGCGGAAAGUGUGCAAUCGAGCGUGGAAUAUUCGCAUUUUAAAUAUUGCCAGGAGUUUCUAUCCGGUGGAGAUGGCGGAGAAGAGCAUUCUGACGUGUACAUUCGAAUCACCGGACGAACGGAGAUCACGACGUCACGUACGAUCCUACGCGAUCGUAAUAAUCGUCACCAUCGUAGCUGCAUUCCUAAUUGCCAUAAUCGGUCUUAGUAUUUACGGCACAUCCGACACUUCGCAAAAAGACAGCUCUCUGAUACCGCCCGAUCCGGAAACUGUACAACCGCCGUCGUGGAGUAAAUUACGGACUUUCAAACACGGUGCAGUUUGCGCGGAUGGAGCGCCAUGCGCUGUUAUCGGCAAAUCGAUCUUAGAACGGAAUGGAUCGGCGGUGGAUGCUGCGCUGGCCGCGCUGAUAUGCAACGGACUCGUGAAUAUGCAAAGUCUAGGAUUCGGCGGUGGAUUUAUGAUGACCAUUUAUCAAAGAUCCACGCGUCAAGCUUUCGUUCUCAAUGCCAGAGAUCGCGCACCUUUGGCAGCGAAUUCUACAAUGUAUAACGACAAGCCCGCGAACGCGUCUUUUCACGGCGCACUGGCAGUUGCCGUUCCCGGUGAACUAGCUGGUUACUGGGAAGCUCAUCAACGAUUCGGUAAAUUGCCAUGGGCGGAUUUGCUCGAACCGAGUAUCGAACUUUGUGAAAAGGGCUAUACUAUGACAGUGGCGCAAUAUGAUGCCCUUGUAUAUAAUAAGAAAAGUAUUUAUAACGAUCCAACUCUGAGAGAAUUAUUUAUCGAUCCUGCGACUAACGAAUUCCGUAAAGCAGGAUCUGUCAUUAAACCCCUCACACUUUGCAAAACGCUGCGAAUUAUCGCCGAGAAAAAUGCGACUGAAUUUUAUAACGGCACGAUUGGACGAUAUCUCGUUGACGAUUUACGCGAACAAGGAGGAAUCAUAACAAUGAAAGACCUUAACGAAUACAGAGUUUUAUGGGAUCAACCGAUACAGACGAAUCUCUCGGGCGGCAUAAAACUUUUUACUACAGGACUACCCGGUAGCGGAGCUGUUCUCUCGUUUAUCCUCAACGUCCUCGACGGUUACGGCUUCACACCGGCCAGCAUGGUCGAUUUUAACACGACGAUCCUCACGUAUCACAGAAUGAUAGAAACCUUCAAGUACGCGUACGCGUUAAGGACGGAUCUGGGCGACGGAGCUUUCGUCGAUAUGACCAAAAUACUCAAAAACUUGACAUCGAGCAGCUUUGCACGCGUGAUACGAAAAAAAAUUAGUGACGAAAAAACCUGGCAGGAUCCGCGACAAUACGGUUCUUCCCUCCACGCUGGUGCCGAAGAUCAUGGCACCGCACACGUGUCGGUGCUGGCGCAAAAUGGUGAUGCUGUAUCGGUUACCAGCACCAUUAAUUAUUAUUUUGGAAGCGGAACAGUCAGUAGGAGAACCGGCAUUGUGUUGAACAACGGCAUGGACGACUUUGGCAUUCCAUCAAAGAUCAGUUACUUCGGUAUACCUCCCAGUCCCAACAAUUACAUCGCACCUAAGAAGCAGCCGUUAUCCUCGAUGGUGCCCUCUGUGCUCGUCGAUCAGUACGGCGAUGUCAAGAUGGUCGUGGGCGCAGCUGGUGGUACAAGAAUUACCACCGCGGUGUCUCAAGUGACUGCAAAGAUUCUUUGGAUGAAACAGACAGUCAAGGAGGCCGUGGACUCGGCGAGGAUACAUCAUCAGCUGUUUCCACCAAAGAUAGCUUACGAGUACGGAGUUCCCAAGCAGGUGAUCGAUGGCCUGAAACGUCUAGGACAUGCCACGAAACGCUACAGGGAACGCGGCAGCGUAGUCUGCGUGAUACUGUACGAAAAUUCCACGAUCUUCGCGAACGCUGAUUAUCGCAAAGGUGGCGACGUUUAUGGAGUCGAUUGAUAUGCGUGUUAUCUUCAUCGAUAUCCAGUUACGUUCUCUUGCAGUGCAAAACUCUUCGCAAACCGGUUUUGUUUGGACAAUGUCGAUCGUCUCCUCGCGAUUAUUGUAACACCGAUGCGUACGGGAUCGAUCAUGUUAUCGUCACAUUUGCAUGUUUGAAAAAUCGCUACGCCGGUAUUGCUCAAUCAAUACAAUCUUUAAAUACGUUCUUCGCUCAUCAUUAUCCAUCAGCGCAUCAAUUACGUUUUUUCUACCAAUUCCAGUAUCCGUACUUUCUCGACGUACUUUACCAUACUCUUUGUGAUAUUUAGAUAUGCAAAACCGACGUAACAAUGUACCUAAAUGCACAAAAAUUUAUAAAUUUUAUUUAAUUUUAGCGCCAUAUAGUAUACGAUAUAUAAAUAUAUAUUUUUUUUGUACGAUUCGUAUUGUUAGUAUAUAGUACAACUAUACAAUCCGCUCCGUGAGACGUGAUGCUUAUUGAACGCUUCCAGCCUUGUUGCGCUUUUUAUAGAUGUAAAAUAUUGACGUCAGCACUGCUGCAAUUUACUUCCUAUUUUAAACUACUCCGUAUCAUUCGUACACGAGGUGUUUCACUUCCACGAUCGCACGUCUUAAGCUAAUCUUUUGCUUCGUGUAAAAUUUUUCAAUAAAUUUUUCUAUAAUUUUAUCGAUUAUUAUAUCGAUUUUCCUCAAAAGUGUAUUUUAAUAAUAUAUUAUCAAAAAAAGAUGUACAUAAUACCAUAUACAUGGUACUAUCAUUGUUGACGCAAUACUGAUCCUUCGUGUCCUUGAUACAUCACUGUGUACAUCUCUCCUUUCUUUGCACUUCUCUCCUUUCUCUUCUUAACUCUUCAGAGUCGCGAAGCUUUCUAUGCCGUCGAGAUAUGGGCUUUGAAAGCAUCAUACAAAUAUAAAAUACAUUAGUUAUUCCCCUACCAUUAUCCAGCAAAACCUGUUUCCGAAGCAGUCUAGGAGGAUUCUCGGCUCAUCGUCAUUCGAGACCACAGCCGGCUUGAUACGAACGUCUUAUCAGGAUCAGAUCGCGAUCAACGGUACUUUUCGUAUUCGCGCUCGAUAUUCUUUCGCAAUGUCAUCGUCGUCGUCCUUCGGAUUUGAUCGGUGACUUCGCGCAGCGGUUUUCAUGACAAGAGUUAACAAGAGAAAAAAAAGAGAGCAUGGUCGGAUUUUAUCUUUCGUUGACUCUGCAAAAAUAUAGCGUAUUCCACAAGCUAUAAUUAAACGUCGUCCCACACAUACAUGGCGAGAGAAUACACGAGCAUAAUCACGUAUUUCGCAUUUAGUCGGAAUAUAAUCCGUCGUUAAUGCCCGACCUUGAAAAUUACAUUGCACCAUCAUCGAAAAAAAAUUCGCUGUUUUGAAUAUAAAUUAUAGUCCACCAAACCUCAGAUUCGGUCGCGACGCUUAAUUACAACACUUGAGAAACAACGAUGGGUCGUUAAUAAGAAUAUAUAUCGGAUAAGAAAUCGAAUAAAUAUAUUCAACAUUUCCGAUUAUUAUUGUAACGUUUAUCAAAAUAACCGUUAUCCGCGUUAAUUACCGUCAUCGGAGAAAUGAUGUAUAUCUGAUAUUUGCGAAUAAAUAUCACGUAUUUAUAUUCGUCGCAAAAACAUACGCAGCUAUAAAGUGGCUGUAAAAAUGCUUCCAUUCUUUUCGUAAUGACAAUAUUCAAAUACAAGAUUUAAAAAAAAUAUGUUUAUGAAUUUUACUGUCUUUUUAUCGUUAUCUCAUGACUCCUCAUUAUUAAUUCAGGGAUGAAACUUUGUAAGAUUCUCUUUUCUUGCCAAAUAAAAUUCGCAUGAAUAAAAAAACAAAGUUAUCAGGCUUCGUCGUCGCGGCGACUGAGAAUGGCGAUGAUUCAAAGUUAUAUUGUUGUUUCCAAGACUUCGAGAAAUUAUUUAAUCUAGAAAUUUCAUCGGUGACGUGUGUAGAGUGUGGACACGUCUUUUACGCUCCGAUAGUUUCGCUCCGCGUCGAGAUCGUACGACGUAGAAACAUGCUCGACUGAUACAGGUCUUGCCCUCCGCAUAUCCGAUAUAUAUUCAUACAUCUUACUUGUUUCAAGUACAUGUGUAUGUAUAAGAUCGGUGAACGUAACGACAAAAUAUUCCCCGAGAUAUUUACGUCCUCUUUACGAGCAUUUUGCUACGCCUCUACAAGGUAUAAUACAAAUCUCACACUUUGUUUACGGACGACCGGCGUGACACGCGCUCUCGCUAUCAACAAGUGCCGUUUUUUUAACUAUAUAUACAGCUGAUUUGUUUUCAUUUCCUUGAUUCUUUCGAAAAUAUAUUUUAUCUUAACUUAACGCGCGGAAUAAUAAAACAAUCGCUGUGCGAUUUACUCCUUUGAAAAUAUUUUCCUGAUUUUUAAAAUAUAUAAACAGCAAAAUUCAUCAUUCAUAUCAUUUUUAUAUAGAAAAGUUUCAUUCAGAAAUCAAGCAUGCAUUAUUAUAACUUUGUAAUUAUAUCUGCGUCAGAAGUACAUACAUAAAAGGCAAAGCCUAGACGUUGGAUGAAUUUACGUGUUGGAAUUUUCUAGGCCGCGAGUGUCUCGACGAUAGAUUAGCUACGUGAGUAAAUGACUAUUGGAUAUAAAGAGAAGUGUCUUAUCAUCGCGGUCAAAUCGCGUGCACGUCGGAGGGGAGCAAAACAACUUCAAAUAUUAUACUAUCAAUAAUAUUCGAAGAGUAUUUAUAAAUAUUUCCCGAUUAUAUACACCUCAGAUAACGUUAUUUAUGAUGAUGACAUGUGUUAUGUUAGUUUAAUUUUAUUUGACAAUUCUCUUUCUCUCUCUCUCUCUCUCUCUCUCUUUCGCAAUCCCGAAACAUUCAUUUCAUUAUCCGAAUUUAUGUGUGUAGAGAAAUUUUAACCGAUUGAUACUGAUACAACUAUUUUAAAUAAAGCACCGGCGAAGAAGCUUUUGUGAAGACAUGUGAAAUUACACCUGAGUACAUAGCCGUCAACAACAUGUCUGACUGAUUGUGUUCAACACGAUAUGCGUAUGUUCUUGCUUUUACGCAUUUAUAAUAUAUGAUUUGCUUACAUUUGACUAUCGUCCCAUUUAUUCUUAAUGUUUUGCUCGAAAAAGUGAAUAUAUACGAAAUGAUAUCAAUUCACCAAAAUAUUGCAUAAUAAAUUUUAUUUAUUUGCUCAAUGAAAUACCCAUAAUCGAAAUCUAUGAGAGUUGCAUAAUUUGCCAAGAGUCAAGUUGAGAAAUGAGACUUCGAUACGUUAUCGGAGCUAUAUCGAAAGAUUGAUGUAUCAACGUAUAUACAAGUAUUUCGCACUUACUACGCAGUUGCAAAAUUGCGUAAGAGAUGGAAGCCGGAUUUUUUUUACAUUCCGAAUUAUCUACAAAUAUUAUAUUAAACUCGCUAAAAAGUCACGAAGACAUAUUUUAUUCAAUCUUGGGAUAAAACCUUCUUGAGAAGAAACGUAAACAAUAUUAGAGAAUUGCAAAAAUUAAAAGAAAUUAAGAGAAAUAAAUUCUUAAUAAAUUUAUAAACGAAAGUAUAUUUUUAGAGACGCAUGUGUCAGAGUUGAAUCGUUCAAGUCGCGGCGACGAGACCGGGCUCUCUGGUGGUCUCUACUGGGUGCUUCGCGCACGCGCGACCGUGCAAACCCGGCGAUGUAUAUAAACACGGUGCAACGAACGCGCCAUAAUCAGUAUCGAAUCGAUCCCCUUCGGUGGAAGGUGAUUAUUUAACGUUGAUCGUUUCUGCUUUGCAUUGUCGCGCGGCGACCUGUUUUUCACAAGCGUCCCCGAGAAUCCCAUCGCGAGAGCUAUGUCGGAGGCAUAUUUAGACGAGUACGAGCACUUCAACUACGAUUACGACAAGCACAUCUUCACCGCGCACGGCGGUAAGCAGAGGAGCAAACGCGAGGCUGUCACGCAUACCAAUCAUUUCGACCCGAGCGGCCAUUCCAGAAAGAUCCUCACCAAGCUGAUGAAUACCGAGCACAACAAACGGCAGACCGGCAAGACCAAGGUCUAAUCUGCGAAGAUUACGCACGUUCCUAUCUUCGCGGCAGACAUUGUCAAGUUGGAUCUCAUCUCAUAGGACUUACCUAACGCCUAAGACGACCGGGAUAAGAAAGGAAUAUGUAUAUGCGUUGUACUGUCGAGAAAUUGCAUUUAGUAGUAGAUUCUUACGUAAUUCUCAAAACGUGAGAUCGGAGCACGAUAGUUCGUGCCGUCCAUCUUCAUUUAUAUAUUAGAGGCACGGAUCCCCAUGUUAUUUAUAAGAGUAUAAAAUAACACAUCGUAUUUCGAUUACUGCUUAUUUCGUGUGAACCUGAAAAUCGCGUGACUUUUUCUUUUUUUUUUUAUAUAGCAUAGUACGAUGAUAUAUCAAUUUUCACGUGUGCUAUUAUAUUAAUUUAUUAAUAUAAGCUAUGAAUCUAUAAAUAAGCUAUAAUCAUUAUUAUUAGAUUUAAUUGAAUAAAUGAUCAUUAAAUCGUUAACUAGAGUUUUCUUUAUGCAUGCGUUUUCGCAUACAUCGCGUAUGAGUAAUUACCGCUGAUCGAACGAGAUAACGUCUUUGUUAUCAUUCGUUCUUAUAACAAGCGACAAUUGUUGUAUCGCAAUGUAUUACAGAAAACACAUACGUAAAGAGGACCGAGUUGAUAAACUUCAAUCAACUCGUAAGAAUAUACGAUAUUUAAUGUUUAAUUAGGACGCAACUUUCGCGAAUUGUGAUUGAUGAUAUACAUCAAUAGAAUUGCCAGAUAUAUCUCAAGUUUUCGCGACGAGGAAAUCGUCUAUUAUUGUGUAUUGAUAUAAGCAUCAAAAUAUAAUUGUAUUGAAAAAAAAAACUAUGAAAUAAAGAUUUGUA
Formica exsecta is the source of this 7812-nucleotide messenger RNA. Its product is annotated as scoloptoxin SSD14-like. Gene Ontology annotation, molecular function: glutathione gamma-glutamate hydrolase. Bases 1101 to 2954 code for a protein of 617 amino acids. The record is from RefSeq and is a predicted model, not a curated record. The transcript is spliced from 11 exons. Lineage: Eukaryota; Metazoa; Arthropoda; Insecta; Hymenoptera; Formicidae. Gene Ontology annotation, cellular component: plasma membrane. Gene Ontology annotation, biological process: glutathione catabolic process.